Molecule: messenger RNA, 538 nt
Organism: Juglans microcarpa x Juglans regia
Lineage: Eukaryota; Viridiplantae; Streptophyta; Magnoliopsida; Fagales; Juglandaceae
Product: protein TPR3-like
Exons: 3
Coding region: 212-538 (108 amino acids)
Biological process (GO): regulation of DNA-templated transcription
Source: RefSeq, a predicted model, not a curated record
AAAAUGUGAAAUAUUUGUUAGUAAGCAUAGUGUAUUCUCAGCUUUUCAAUGAUUCCAAGAUGCAUUAGAUAUUCUAUUUUUUGAUCUUUAGAUUUCAUUAGUGAUUGAAAUUAUGUUUGUUGACAUAAAUCUUUACAAGAUCCACUUGUAACUAGAGGAGGUUGAGAAGUACCUUUCCGGGUUCACAAAAGUGGACGACAAUCGGUACUCAAUGAAAAUCUUUUUUGAGAUAAGGAAGCAAAAGCAUCUUGAGGCAUUGGAUAAGCAUGAUCGUUCCAAGGCUGUGGAUAUAUUAGUAAAGGAUUUGAAAGUUUUUGCCACAUUUAAUGAAGAACUUUUCAAGGAAAUCACUCAGCUCUUGACAUUGGAGAAUUUUAGAGAAAAUGAGCAACUUUCCAAAUAUGGAGAUACCAAAUCUGCUAGAGCAAUCAUGUUGGUGGAGCUUAAAAAACUAAUUGAAGCUCCUUUAUUUCAUGAUAAAUUGCAAUUCCCAAACCUUAAAAAUUCAAGGUUACAGACUCUCAUCAACCAAAGGUAA